UUUGACAGAUCGAUCGUAUACAAAGGAAUAGAAAUGGGUGUGUUGUUGUGAUCUUUGUUUUUCUUUUGAUUUAUUAUCUCUCAUUUCUUAUUCAUAUUACUGUUUAACAUCCUUGAGUGGUGCAAAAUUAAAACAACACCUUGCUCAAUUUUAAGAAUCUAAUUUAGUUCUCCUUCUACCAAGAAAUUCUUGGAAAAUGCAAGAUACAAGACCAGAGUUAUACGAAGAAGUGAAGUUAUACAGAAAUGCAAGGGAGCGAGAAAAGUACGACAACAUGGCUGAGUUGUAUGCCGUGGUAAGCACACUGCAGCAUUUGGAGAAGGCGUACAUGCGCGACUGCGUGCGCGCACAGGAGUACACGGCGGCGUGCAGUCGACUGCUGGUGCAGUACCGCGUCGCCUUCAAGCAGGUUCAGGGGGAUGAGUUUCCCACUAUCGAGGCGUUUGUGGAUAAGUUCAGGCUGGAUUGUCUGGCAGCGUUGGAGCGGAUAAAGGAAAACAAGCCCAACCUGAUCAAAGACGAUAAAGGGAACACCAACAAGUACAUCGCUGAGAUUGUUUCUUUAUUCAUCACUCUGAUGGACAAACUCCGCUUGGAGUUCCGCGCUAUGGACAUGAUCCAGCCGGAGUUGAGGGAUCUGCGGGACACCAUGGACCGUCUCCUCAUGUUGCCUGACGACUUCGAGGGGAAACUCAAGGUACAAGAAUGGCUGGACAAGUUGUCGGAGAUGUCUGCAUCAGACGAGCUCUCCGAGGGCCAGGUCCGGCAGUUGGUCUUCGAUUUGGAGACGUCUUACACGGCAUUCAACAAGUUUCUGCAUAAGGAUUGAUCGCAAGGUACAGUUAGGCUCAAAAGUGUUGUGUUGUUCACAUAAAUUCACAAUCUAGGCUAUUAAUAUUAAAUUAUAUUAAAUUACAAGGUUAUUUAAAAAUAUAUGUAAUGGAAGAUCAUUUAUUUUGGUUGACUGGAAGAAAUCCCGAUUGGUAUAAGUCCGUUAUUGUACUACAUAUUCUUCUUAAUCCAAUGACUGUUUUGUAAUUUGUUAUAUUUCUUAUUUUAUGUGCAAUAAAGAGUAUAAAACAAUCAAUUAUAUGAAAAAGCAAAAUGAAGUCGCGUUAUUUUCGCUGUCUUUUUGUAUGCGCUAAUCUCUGAAAGUUGCGGGCGGAUUUGGUUCCUGUUUAAAAUGUUGGAAAGAGCAUUUUCUGAGGAAGAUUAACAUCUAUAAAUUCUACCCGUGCAAAGCCAGGGCGGGUCGCUAGUGUCAUUAUAAAGCUAACACUUCUUUUGCAAGAAUAUGAAAAGAUUAUAAUGGUCUCUGUGGCGCAGCGGUAGUGCGCUUGUCUGUGACACCGGAGGUCCCGGGUUCGAAUCCCGGCCAGGGCGUGAUGAGAAAAGAACUUUUUCUGAUUGUCCUGGGUCUUGGAUGUUUAUCUAUAUGAGUAGAUAUUUAUUAUAAAAUAUAGUGUAGUUGAGUUGGUAUCUCGUAACACAAGUCUCGAACUUGCUUCGAGGUUAACUCAAUCAGUGUAAUUUGUCCCGUAUAUAUUUAUAUAUUUAUUGAUAUGGCAAUUAAUGAGAAAUAUAUUAUUUUCGUGACAUUUCCAAUCCAUCUAUUUUUAUUUUUGUUAAAUUAUAAAUGAGAUAUGACUUAUCAGAAGUUUAAACUUUUUAAAUAACCUUGUGAUAUAUUAACUUAGGUCUUAUCACUAUUUAAAAGUAUAAUUAUACAAUUUUUAAUGGUAUGUACUACGUGUAAUGCAAUGAAUAAAUAUAUGGCUUUGUCAUAA
This is a messenger RNA of Amyelois transitella, 1787 nucleotides long. RefSeq names its product vacuolar protein sorting-associated protein 28 homolog (gene Vps28). The coding region runs from base 197 to 829 and encodes 210 amino acids. Gene Ontology annotation, molecular function: protein-containing complex binding. Gene Ontology annotation, cellular component: ESCRT I complex. Gene Ontology annotation, biological process: protein transport to vacuole involved in ubiquitin-dependent protein catabolic process via the multivesicular body sorting pathway. NCBI's taxonomy places the organism in Eukaryota, Metazoa, Arthropoda, Insecta, Lepidoptera, Pyralidae. The transcript is spliced from 7 exons. The record is from RefSeq and is a predicted model, not a curated record.